GAAUUCUACGAAAAGCACUCCGUUACGAUGCUGCCGCUUCGGGUGCCCUUCGGUAGGACAGACCGAAGGACGCGGUUCGGAGCGGCAAGGACGGGAACAAGUCUCGCUUGGCUUGGUUUUUCUAACAGGUCAAGGGAUAUCACACAGAAGUUUCGGCGACCGGGGCGCAACUCCGACACCAAGCCCUUCAAGAAGCAACACCGAAUGCUCUUCGAUCCGUAGCCAAUUCGAUGGACGUGCAAAAGUUCGACUGCUUUCGUUGACGCAAAAAAGAACAAAAGACAUGGAUUCUACGAAUGCAUUCGGCAGACAUAUAUAUAUAUAUAUUUUUUUUUAUAUUUUUUUUUUAAAUUUUUUUCUAAUUACCGGAACAUGAGUUUUGAGCGGCCGAAUGCAUCAGAAAACUCGUGUCACAACUUUGAACUCCAAUCAAUCUCUAGAACAUUGUAAGUGUUGUUGUUUUUGUUGCUGUUGCUGCUGUUGUUGUUGUGUUUAGAGUUCGCCCUUCAGAUCGUCGUCGUCAUCGUCGUCUUCCAUGUCGAAUCUGGGAUCGAAAUCUUCCGGUCUGGGAACCCUGAGACCUCUCUUGUUCAUGAUCAUCUCGACGAUGUUGAAGUUGGUCUUCGCCUUGAUUUUCUCGACGGUGUUUUCGAAUUCCUUCUGCAGGGCGUCGAAUUGUUUCUCGAUUUUCUCGACUUCGGCGUCGAAUUUCUGCUCCGCCUCAAAGGCCUGCUCGGCAAUGUCCUUGGCGAGCGUCUCGAGCUCCUCGUCCGAUUUGCCGUCGACGGCCUCAAUGACGGCCUUUUCCUCAUCCGUGCAGGCCUCCAGCUUGUGGACACUGCAGACGGGUUUGGUGACGUACUUUGUGGCAAACUCCUUGAGGUCGUCGUAGCUGCGCAUGCCCGGGUACUCCUUGAGGGAGUUGACGUCUCCCCAUUUCAAGGUUGGGAAGCCCUGUGGGUUAAAUUGGAUUGGAUUGGAUUGGAUUGGAUUGGAUCGCAAACAGGAUUCAACGCCCGAACAUCAAAGGGCAGCGUCGGCAAGGCACAUCACGAAACAAAAAACGUCGACAAACAAAAGAAGCGGGUGUCAGAUUGCAGUGCCAAGACCACACAACGCGAAAACCGAACCGACAUCUUGGGGGCCCACAAAGCACUAUCGAAAGGGUCGGCUGCGAUUCGUCGAUCGAUCGACCGUUCGGUCACACCGCCCCGAGCAACCGAAAGGAGGCAACGACACCACGGGGUUUUUUUAAUGGAUUGUUUGUUUGUUCGUUUGUUUGUUUCUUGUUCUCACGCACCUCGAUGUUGUAGGCCUCGCAGAUCUGGUCGUUCUUGUCGUCGGUACAGUCGACGCUUCCCACCAGGGCGACCUCGUGGCCGGCAAAGUCGGCCUCCACCUUUGCCCAGUCCGCGGCCAUGGCCUUGCAGUGCCCGCACCACGGGGCGUAGAACUUGAGAAAGACCGUCUUGCCCCGGGUCAUUUCCUGCCAGUU
Messenger RNA from Pseudo-nitzschia multistriata, 1495 nucleotides. The record is from the annotation of a GenBank genome assembly. NCBI's taxonomy places the organism in Eukaryota, Bacillariophyta, Bacillariophyceae, Bacillariales, Bacillariaceae.